CUACGGGUGCCCGGAGGAGGACGUGUGCACAUCCUCCUUGCACCACGAGAGGCGCCGGUUUCUCUAGCGGUAGCGCCUGCUCGUGCGGAGACUGCAGCUUCUGACUGCUUCUCUUUCCUUUCCUCCUCCAUCCCUUCCACAUCCCACAGCUUAGUGUAGCACGAACUUUCCAACUGAGGACUGUGGAAACCAACUAGGUUGAAAUGGAGAACCAAGAAUCAACAGAUUCUUCUCAGAAUGCUAAACAACACAUUAUUUCAGAGGAGUUGAUUUCAGAAGGAAAAUGGGUCAAAUUUGAAAAAACAACUUAUAUGGAUCCAACCGGUAAAACUAGAACUUGGGAAACCGUGAAACUUACAACCAGGAAGGGAAAAUCUGCUGAUGCUGUGUCAAUCAUCCCCGUGCUGCAGAGAACUCUUCAUUAUGAGUGUAUUGUUCUGGUGAAACAGUUCCGGCCCCCGAUGGGUGGCUACUGCCUGGAGUUUCCAGCAGGACUCAUCGAAGACGGUGAGAGCCCGGAAGCAGCUGCCCUUCGGGAGCUGGAGGAAGAAACUGGCUACAAAGGUGAUGUUGCAGAAUGCUCUCCAGCUGUGUGUAUGGAUCCAGGCUUGUCAAACUGCACCACACAUGUUGUGACAGUGACCAUCAAUGGGGAUGAUGCAGGGAAUGUUAGGCCAAAGCCCAAACCAGGGGAUGGAGAAUUUGUGGACGUGAUUUCUUUACCAAAGAAUGAUCUGCUGGCUAGACUUGACGCUUUGGUAGCAGAAGAACAUCUUACAGUGGAUGCCAGGGUCUACGCCUAUGCUCUGGCACUGAAACAUGCGAACUCGAAGCCAUUCGAAGUGCCUUUCCUCAAAUUUUAAGGCCAAGGAGGACACUGGCCAUGUUUUAUAAAUGAGACCAUAAGGCCUUUACUUACUAUUCGGUGUAUUCACUUAGGUUUAAUGUAGAUUGAAAAUCAGCUUUUUCAUAAAAUAAAAGCAGCACAGACCACGUGGUAUGGAAUUAUAAUUACAGAGAGGAUGUAACCUUCAUUUUAAAUUUGUUUAAUCAUAAAAAUGAACAUAAAUAUUGGUGGCUAUGUUUAAACUUCUUAAACCUCACCUAGUCUAGAAGGUGGGAUAUUUCUCAGGAAUAGACUUGAGCUCCAAAUUAGGUCAGCUAUUUCUACCCUCAACUCCUAAAAUAAAAAUUAUGUACUUAAGUCUGCAAA
Messenger RNA from Meriones unguiculatus (Mongolian gerbil), 1213 nucleotides. RefSeq names its product nudix hydrolase 5 (gene Nudt5). Bases 204 to 863 code for a protein of 219 amino acids. The record is from RefSeq and is a predicted model, not a curated record. NCBI's taxonomy places the organism in Eukaryota, Metazoa, Chordata, Mammalia, Rodentia, Muridae. Gene Ontology annotation, cellular component: nucleus. Gene Ontology annotation, biological process: nucleoside phosphate metabolic process; ribose phosphate metabolic process. Gene Ontology annotation, molecular function: ADP-ribose diphosphatase activity. The transcript has 10 exons.